AUGAAAGAAAAAAAACAUCCGCAUUUGAUCUCGCAAUGUGGAUGGUCUAAUAGAUUCGAAAAAUUAAUAAAAUUUGUGUAUUUGAGUCAAGACCUUGUUCGACCGGUCAUCCGUGUUCAGCUUGAAGAAUCUGGAGCUUUGCGUGAGCAGAUUCGUGCUGUUGUUAUGGAGAUUGAGUCCGCUACUAGGCUCAUUCAAGCUAACCUCCUGAGCAAUUGUAGAAAUGGCUUCCUGGAGGUUAUCGAUAAAGCUAAGGAAAAAAUCAAUGAUGUGAACAAGUUUUACGGUCGGCUUGCCGAAAUUCUUCGGGAAUGCCCUGGACAAAUACUACAGGUACCAUGGGGACUGGAGAAGUAA
Molecule: messenger RNA, 357 nt
Organism: Arabis nemorensis
Lineage: Eukaryota; Viridiplantae; Streptophyta; Magnoliopsida; Brassicales; Brassicaceae
Source: the annotation of a GenBank genome assembly